AUGUCAUCACCACCAACCUCUCGCUCCUCAUCCCGUCUCUCAAAACGAAAGGGAAAGCAUCGCAAUGAAGGGACAAAAGCCUUCAUCACAGGCUCAGAUCCAAUCCUUGAGCCAGAGCCAAGUCUCAAGAUGAAACUAACAUCUUGGUUCCGUACGCCUAGUUCCUCACCUACUUCUUCGCCUAUCGUUCCUACCACCCCCAGGGUAGAGAAGGGGAAAGAGAGAGGUGUGAAAGGCGGGACUCCUUCGUCGUCGCUUGACGAUGUUGGGUAUCUUGGUGAUCUUGAAGAUGGAGGGAAUAGUGGGAAGAAGAAAAAGGAAAAGAAGAAGGAUAAGGGGAAGGAGAGAGAAAUUGAGAGGGGUCUCUUGGAGGGACCAACAUACAUUGAUCACGAGGGACAACUUGCCGAGGCGAGGAAUAUGGUUUGUGCUUCUCCUGUGACGGAAUAUCUUCCUGAUUCUUCGGGAAUGGCAAAGGAGGGGAAGGGAAAGCGGAAGAGGAGAGGUAUUUGGAACUUCUUUUCGAGGAGGUGUGGGGUUGGAAGUCAGGAUGGGGGACUGGGGGGAUUGGGGGAUUGUGAGAUUUUGGUUGAUGAGUGGUAUUUAUGUUUCAAUUUUUCUUCUCGCAUUCAUUCAUCCCUUCCCUCCCUUCGUCCCUGACCUUUUCAAACGGGGUUUCAUUUUCAGAUUUUGAAGUUGUUAUGUUGAAAUUUAGCUGAGAGGGAGCUCUGUGGAUGAAUCCUUGAUCGGGCGGAUACUGAUGAGACUGCUUAUACAGUGAUGAUGACUUCCUCCUCAUCAGAAUCAAAUCGCCGGACAAACCGGACCUCGACAAUCGACAAGAAAACUUCAUGAGCACAACUGUCAAUCCAAGGAACGUGAAGCGAAGAUACAUCGAUCAAAACACCAAAAGUUCAACCAACACAGAUCACCAAAUAGGAGAAUCUCAACCCGCACUCCUUCCAAUUACACACUCCAAUAAAGAUCACAAGAGAACCUUUAAACGCUCAUAUCCCCAACGCAAAACCAUCUCUCCACGUCCCAAAAAACGAAGCUACUCAGUCCACAAACACACAGCAGAGCGAUCGAAAUCCAUGGCAAAACUCCUCUCACCACAAGCGAGACAAGAGAAAUAUUCAUUCCCAGUACAUAGUAGAAAUUCUAUCCAAGUCGAGCGACAAGCUGAAACAGCUAUCCGUGAUGAGAUGCAGGAAGCGAUGGAAACCAGUCUUCCAAAGACACCAUGGUAUCUUUCUUUACAGAAGGAUACGGGAGCAGGGCCUCCUUACGUUAGCGAGGAGGGACUGUCUUUGAGACCUGAAGACAAUCCUCAACCAAUCCCAAUACCCAACACUCCACCACCAAACCCCGAACUAAUAAUCACCUCUGCAUCUCCUCCAAACACCACCUUCCACACAGACACCAUCCUCAACUCCUACUCACCCCACGAACUCUCCGCAACCGAAAAAGAAGAAGUCGAAAUCGAAGAGAUUCUCCGGGCGCUAGACAAGCCACCUGUAGAAUGGGAUGUUGCCGGUGUCUCGAUUCCGGUAGGAGAAAAGUAUUUGCGAGCAUUGGAAAGUUCAUUGAUUGAUGAGAUGCCGUUGGUUUAUGAUGCUUUUGAGGGGGGGGGUAGGUAUUUGCUUGCGCCUGUUUCUUCGCCUAUUAGGGAGGGGUUUGAGGUGGAUGGAGAGGCGGAGAUUUGGGAGGAGGGUGCUGAUGAUGAGGAUAGUGGGUUUGUUGCGGGUUCUUUUGAGGGGAGGUUUGAGAGGGUGGGGGAUUUGCAGUUUGAUUUGGAGAUGGAGAUGUGUUUUGCUGAGGAAAACGAGGAGGUCGAUGAGUUUGAAGAUAAGUAUGGUGAUUUUGGAGAGGAUCUAUCUCCCAAUGACUUCUCGACAAAACCACUACCUCGCUUCUCAUAUCUCCGUGACUACUCCAACGAAAAUACACCUCCAAGAUCCUCAAGUCCACUACUCGACAAAAAGCCAACAACGAACCCUCUCAUCCCACGAAGUCCUCUAAGCGAAACCACCAACAACUCCACACCCCUCCAACCAGAACCCUCCCGAAGACCCGUACCCUUCCGCAUCCCAACAUCCAACUCACUAGGAGAUUCAAUAACAACAACUCACAGUUCCCCUCCCAAAGAAUGGUGGUACGGCACCACCCCACCUCCCUCGACGCCUCCCCNUACCCUUCCGCAUCCCAACAUCCAACUCACUAGGAGAUUCAAUAACAACAACUCACAGUUCCCCUCCCAAAGAAUGGUGGUACGGCACCACCCCACCUCCCUCGACGCCUCCCCCCGCACCUCAAACAUGGAUGGAAAUGCCCGUCCCAACAUCGCGUCUAAGUCCCCGUUUACACAUACGCGGUGGUUACAUACCUUCUCCCUCUUCCCCUUCCCCUUCCAUAUCUUCAACACUACCCGCACCCACACCCGCACCCACCCCCUCAACCUCAACCCUCUCCCUCCGCGGCGGCGGCGGCGGCAAGAAAUCCCCCCUCUCACUAUUCAACAUCAACGUCCCCGUCGGCGAUGCCUCGCGCGGAAAGAAGAUAUUGGAUAAACAAGUCGGGUUCCCCUUCUACGUGGUGGGUGGUCCACCGGGUGUCGAUAUGACAUGGCGGAGUUUCGUGAAGCAAGCGAGGAAGAAGGUGGAGAGGGAGAAGAGGAUUGAGGCGGAGGAGGAGGCGAGAAGGGAGAAGGAGGAGGAGAUUGAGGAGAAGAUUAGGGCGUUGAAGAUGGAUUUGAAGGAGGUGAAGAGUGGGAAGGUUAAGGGGAAGGAGUUGGAGGUGGUGGCUGGUGGGAGCGGGAGUGGGAGUGGUGAGGGAACUGGAUCUGGGAAUGGGAAUGCGAAUGGGUCAACGACUGAAACUUCUGGAUCUGAGGGAGCAACAGAAACUGGUGAUGGAGAGACGGCUGCGGAAACUGCUGCUCCUGCUGAGGGUGGGACAGAGUAA
Hymenoscyphus albidus is the source of this 2964-nucleotide messenger RNA. The record is from the annotation of a GenBank genome assembly. NCBI's taxonomy places the organism in Eukaryota, Fungi, Ascomycota, Leotiomycetes, Helotiales, Helotiaceae.